AUGCCCCCCACAUUGUACAUCCUGGUGCUAGUCGCCUCGCCCCUCGACUACGCCCGCUACCGCCAUACAGCCCUGCACCUCGACUUCGGCGACAAAAGUCCCAGUCCCUCUGAGAACCCCUCCGCCGAGUCGCACAUCAGAUCCUGCACCAUGGAAAUCGUCGGUCUACCGGGCUUCUUCAGCUUCUCCGAGCGUAUAAACGCCGACCUCCCAACCCAGAAAACCACCCUCGCCCGCGCAAUACCCGUCGGCGAGAUCCUCGCCCCCGCGCCGGCAGUGCGGGCUGUGGUGUCGCGGACGCCUAUCCCGGACACGGCAGGGGACUGGAACAGCCAGAACUGGGUGGGUGAUGCGCUGGCGCGGUUAGUGCAGGCGGGAUAUCUGGAUGCGGGGGGGGGUGGGCGGGCGCUGGAUAAGAUGGUUGAUACGGUGGUGGAGGCGGGGGAUGAGAAGAUUGCGUAG
Molecule: messenger RNA, 462 nt
Organism: Penicillium chermesinum
Lineage: Eukaryota; Fungi; Ascomycota; Eurotiomycetes; Eurotiales; Aspergillaceae
Exons: 2
Coding region: 1-462 (153 amino acids)
Source: RefSeq, a predicted model, not a curated record